CCGACACGAGUCAGUUCUUAAAAGAGACAGGACCGGAGUCUGGGUUCACACCUCUUCUGAAUUCAUCAUGCAUACUCUGGAAACACCGCAGAUUGAACCGUCACAGAUUUCUCUAUACCCCGACACAGUGUCAUAUGAAACGGAUGCAUACUGCAAGCACCCACCUGCACUAUACUCGUAUUAUGUGGCUGAACCAGAACAACCCACAGAUCAUUACUGGACUGGUUCCGAACACCACACUGUUGGCUACGACCACUUUGACGGAGGGCAGUUCACACAGCUUCAGAAUGUGGCGGUCUCUCACCUGCAGAGCCUGUACCCUCAGUUCCCUCUGGAGGUGGUGAGCAACCCUGACCCCCCACUGCCGAACCACAACGCUUGCCCCUUGGAGGAGGAGUACAACCAGGUUUUCCCGAUACUGUACCCUCCGUACCAGACAUCCACUGAAAUCUCCAGUCCGUCAGUAUCCGAGGACGAUGAUUACAACCUGGGCAGUCCCGUGCUGGAGGUUUCCGACAGUGAAUUUGAUGAGAACAUCCCUCCCAGGGAAUCCUCGACGCACGAUGGAGGUGCCCGGAAGAAGGUACGUCUCUACCAGUUCCUUCUGGAGCUGCUGAAGAGCGGGGACAUGAGGGAUUGUGUGUGGUGGGUGGACCGGGAGAAGGGCACCUUCCAGUUCUCCUCCAAACACAAAGAGAUGCUGGCGCAUCGCUGGGGCAUGCAGAAGGGCAAUCGCAAGAAGAUGACCUACCAGAAGAUGGCUCGAGCUCUGAGGAACUACGGCAAGACCGGCGAGAUUCGCAAGAUCAAGAAAAAGCUGACCUACCAGUUCGACGGCACGCUGCUUGGUCAGAAGAAGUCGGAAUGUAAAACCAGCUACAUGCCCUAAAGCCCCUGGAGGUAGCUGGCUCCCUCGUGAACAGAUUCUAAAUUUUAUUAAGACAGGAAAGCUGGUUUUAACAAUGCACUUACUUCCUUGUUUUCUUUUGCGAUGUGUUGUUUUGUCUUAUGAGAGCGCUGUUGAAAUUGUUGGCGUCUCUUUCCCAGCCUCAUGUACCAACGUUAACGGGUAGUAUUCUGAGUAAAGCUGUGUAGUCACUAUGUUCCUCCACAUUGUUCAAAAGGUUAAAGAUGGUUGAUUAGCAAGUUACGAAGCUCCUCUUCUCCCCCAGGGAUAGGUGGAGAUGUCUUUUGGGGGUGUCCCUGUCUUUAAAGGAACUUGAGAUGCAAGUUGCAAUGAGAAGUCAUCAACCUGAGAUAUUAAUUCUUUCUCUCCAGAGGCCGCCUAGCCCGUUAUUUGCAGCAUCUUCUGUUUUUAUUAGUAUAGGAGGGGUUAAGUGGGUUGGGGGGGGCAAUGAUUAUGACCUCAGUGGUAGAGGAAAAACUGGGGAAAAUUUGGGGCAAGCUCAUCAACCAAUGAGAGAAGUUUGGAAGCACUUCCUCCAGAAAAGGAUGGUAAAACUGUGACACCCUCCCCACACCGCGCACGCCAAAAGUAGCGGCUGUUAGCUCAAUUGACAACUCCCAGUCUGAGAUUGAAUUGCUGCUUGCCAAAGCUUGUAGGGAAUUGAACCUGGGCAGGUGUUUGAAGCUGGCAUCCCAAUCAGCUGUUUUUUCACUGCAGGGAAGACCAGUUCAUCAGAGCAGUCUGGCCCUUUCCUGUUCCGAUCUUCUCUCUGAUCCUUGCUCAAUCUGAAUCGCUCCAGGACUAGAGGUUUGUCAGUCUCCUACUGGUAGAUAGACAACUUGAACUCCCACCAUCGCACCGAUGGAGGACACUGCCUGGACAGAAGGCUCAAAUCCCUUGUAACUCAUCAAAGUGCUGGCUGCUGCUUUAAAUAAGCAGAUUUUAUUUUGAAAGCCAUUUAUUUGGAUUUCAUAAAGCCAGUCCACACAGAGUACCUUGGCCCUCUCUCUGACUGAUUCCAUUGGUCCCAUCCCCUGCCCGUCCACCACAUGAAACAGGCCUCCAAACUCCCUUUGGUCACAGCCCUAUCGAACAACGUCCCAUCUGUCCAAUUGGGUAUCUUGGAUCAUUGAAGUGAGUGGAGCUUAGCCAUGCUGAUGCUUGUCAGUGUGACUCAUGGGAAACCAUUUGAGGGCAAGCCAUGUGUUUGGAAUGGCUGAGCUACUUGUGAGAACUGGCAGCACUAAACCCAUGGCGAUGGUGGACUCGCUCGCUAUAUAGGGCAGACUUAACAGGCUAGUGAUAUCCUGGGGGCAGUGGUGGGGGUCAAAGAGUGCCCAGGUGUCUGAGACACAAACCCUCAGCCCUUGGAAGGGAGUCGAUUGAAGCUGAGCAAGAGUCUCCCAGAAUUCUGUUUACACUUUAAAGUUGGCAUUGUGUUGUAAGUUAAUUGUUAGAGAGAGUCAGUCCGUUCUGAGCCCACAUGGUGAGGAAUGAGCCAACAGAUCUUCUUCCUGGGGGCUCCUGCAGAAAGCAUUAAAUGGUCAAAAGGACCCGGAGGGUCAGGGUGGAAGUGAAGGAGCAAAUCCGUUAAAUAUCUUUACUGGGAAGCUUGAUGUAGCUGUAUAUAUUCAUGAAGUGAAGUUGAGGGGAGGUGUGGGUGGGUUUGAAAAUGGGUUCUGAGGCAUUGAAAUUUUGUAAAGAAUCUAAGCGGGGGCUGGGUGGGGGGGGGGGUGGGGUCAGCUUUUGAUUUUAUUUUUGAGCCUUGAUUAGCUCUUGCUGUAUUGUACAGAAAGUGCUCUGCUUUGAAUGGCCAAACUAGUGCCUGACUCUGUAAGAGAUCAGUGUGUCCGGCAUAGACAGCGGCAGGACAUGCUGAUUGCCUGAUGCUACGUGAUGCUUGAUGGAUGCCCACAUACUGAGGUCUGAGGGGCCGCGCUCCUGCUGUAAACAGCCUUGAAGUGGAGGGGGAAGGGACUUGCAGGACCUCAGACAAGGUAGCGGUCGUUAUCUCAUCCAUUCUGUGCUCUGGGCACCACUGCCUGUUGUAAAUAAAUGUAAAUACCACAGGUUUUAGUCCUUUCCUACUAACCGUUCAGUCACAUAAGGACUUUGAUAUAUUUGUAUGUUUAACAAGAUUAAACAGAAAAUCUCUCUAA
Molecule: messenger RNA, 3066 nt
Organism: Pristis pectinata (smalltooth sawfish)
Lineage: Eukaryota; Metazoa; Chordata; Chondrichthyes; Rhinopristiformes; Pristidae
Product: transcription factor Spi-B-like
Exons: 6
Coding region: 68-889 (273 amino acids)
Biological process (GO): cell differentiation; regulation of transcription by RNA polymerase II
Cellular component (GO): nucleus
Molecular function (GO): sequence-specific DNA binding; DNA-binding transcription factor activity, RNA polymerase II-specific
Source: RefSeq, a predicted model, not a curated record